AUGUGCAUCUAUAAGAGUCUUCACUUUGGUGGAUCAUUUACUCUACGUCACUGUGAUGGAAGCUCGGAGGAAGAUGUGAAUAAAGGCUGGACCUGGUGGGUCGAAGAUGCGUUUUUGGUACAUUCACCUGAUGAACCUCAACCUUGGUAUAAACCAUGGUAUAUCACAAAAACUGAGGAAGAUGAGCCUAAGCUCACAACAGACGAAGAAAUUGAUCUCAUGAACGAACAAAUCGAUGCCAGCGAGGGGUUCGAUAUUGAUUACAAGCUGUUCCGCUGCCUUUUCAACUACCAUCCUGUUGUCUUCGAUGAUGAUCAAUUCGUUGAGCCGCCAGAAACCAAUGUGGAUCUACUCAACAGGCUGUGUGAGAGAUCCAUUGAUGACUACAAUCAAGAAAACAAGACGGAGUAUGAAUUUGUGAAGCCACUUUACGCCAAUUUCCACAUGUCUUCUGGGAUAAUGUUUCUCAUAACGUUUGAAGUGAAGGAUCCUGUUGAUAACUUGGCAAAAGAGUUCCAAGCUAGGAUUCGCUACUCUUUUGUUAGCAAGAGCGACUUUGUCUUCUGCAGGCCCAAACCCAGUCCAGAAGUUUCGACCGACGGUGAUAGCGUUGGAGAGGCAGUUUCGAUCGACGAAGAUAGCGUUGGAAAGGGAUCUUCGACUGACGAAGAGAGCAUUGGAGUUGCUCAAGAGAAUGUCAAGAAACUAGGUCUGGAAUAG
Molecule: messenger RNA, 720 nt
Organism: Microthlaspi erraticum
Lineage: Eukaryota; Viridiplantae; Streptophyta; Magnoliopsida; Brassicales; Brassicaceae
Source: the annotation of a GenBank genome assembly